Molecule: messenger RNA, 1593 nt
Organism: Tetrahymena thermophila SB210
Lineage: Eukaryota; Ciliophora; Oligohymenophorea; Hymenostomatida; Tetrahymenidae
Exons: 7
Source: RefSeq, a predicted model, not a curated record
AUGGACACUUAAGCAAAUGAAAGUGAAGACAUACACAGACUCAUCUACUUUAAAAAGGAAUAGUUCUAAAAUUAAGCGAGAAAAUAAUAUAGAGAUUAAAUAUUUUAGAAAAAAAGAGUUAAGAUGAUGGCUUAGGAACUUUUUACAAAAUAGGAGCAUUUUAUGAACUUCUAAGAAGAAAAAAAAAUUUAAUAUGAAAACAUUUAGGAAGAUUAAAUAAUUUGCAAUAACAUAAAGAAGUUGAAGUCUUAGGACUUAGAUUAAAUCAGAUAGGCACUUUAAUACUUCAAAAGCUAGGCUCUUAAAGCUGCAAAGUAAGAUGUUGAAUUAAACACGAUUAGAUUGAUGGUAGAUUCUAAUAUAAUUUAUGAACUCAUUGAUUUGUUUAACACUACAAAGGAUUUAUAAGGAAAAUAUCUCCUCCCUAAUGACAUUGCAGCAGAUGGACUCUAUGUUCUAGCAAUAAUAGCUUCAGGCGAUGAUUAAUUUACAAAUUCAAUUAUUAAUAAAAACGGAUUGACAAUAUUCAAAGAUUACACUUUCUAGAUAGAUAAUGACCCUUUGCUUUAGUCUUCUGCUUAUUUAGGUUUAGUUAAUUUAUGCAGCUUAGAUAGGAAAGAAGUUCGUAAACAUCUUAAAAGUAUUGGAGUUAUAGAGCAUCUAUAAACAAUAGUAGCGAACAACAUUAAUAGAUUAGGCUAAGAAGAUUAUAGACAGAUGAUUGAAAACGGAGUCUGGCUUGUGAGCGUUUUGUGCUUCGAUCCGCCUGAAACUGAAGCAGAAUUUAACUAGCUUUUUAACACUCUUCCACUAUUAAUAUCUUGCUUGAAUACAGGAAAUAUUAAAAUUAUCAAGGAUGUCAUUUGGAUUAUUGAUAUUUGUCUCACUCAAAUACCAUAGAAGAAAUCUACAACUAUUCAAGCAGACCCCUAAUUUAGUUAAAAGCUCAUUAGUCUUGGGCUUAGUGAAGCUUUCUAAAAAACUGUGAAAAUUGAAAACAAGAAGAUAGCAGCACAAACUUUUAGAGGACUUAACAAAUUAAUGAAAUUGAGCACACCAAAUUAAAUAGAAUAAAUAUAUAGUCCUGAAUAAAUAAAAUACAUAUUGCCAGUUUUGAAAAGCAAAUUAAUUCAUAAUCAAUACUAUGCUAUAAAUUACCUAAAUGAAGUUUGUUACUAGAGUAAAUUUAAAGAUUUUCUUCAAUAUGAUGACAUUUUAAAGCAACUUAUGCUCAUUAUUGAACAAAAAUAAUCUGAUAAGUUUACUCAGCUUAUCCUGCAGAGCAUAUUAAAAAUUCUUGAAUAAGGCGAUGAGUUUGAUAUAAAAAGGGUAUUUGAUACAGGGUUAUUAUCGGUAUUAGAAACAACUCUUGUAUACUCAGAAGAUGGAGAAAAAAGUGCUCCUUAGAAUAUUAUUCUUUCUCUUUAAAUUCUUCUUAUAGCUUAUUAGAUAGCCAUUUCAAAUCAGCAAUACCUAAUAAAACUAUAAAGAAUGUCACUUGAAAGGCUAUUAAACAGCCUACAAACUCACCCCUUAGAUAACAUCUAUCAAUUGAAUCUUUAAAUCCUUGAGAAAUACUAUGAAGAAGCUUGA